AUGGCUGGAGAGGAUGUCGACCCCAAGUCCAGUGCUUCUGCUUCUGUUGUCCCGUAUGUGUUCUUCUUCUUUUUGUCAGAUGUCCUGCCACAGUUUCUCCUCAGUAACCAUGUUGUAGAGACCACCAUGAUGGAUGGCACGAUGAUUGCUUCGAGGGAGUUUUUCAAGCGGCCACUCGAAGACAAGAAAAGGUACACCAACCUAAUCGGCGGUGAGCAAUUCCAGUUUGAGGGGUACCGGAACGACCGGGUGAGGUCGCCGGACCAGAUCCUAGACUGGCCUGACUGCCUCUACCUCAAGGGAUAUUCUGCACAACUUCACAAAAAAUGUGGGGGAGUGAAGGACGAUCUGCUCCGGGCAAUGGCGAAGCUACUGCAGUUUGACGAUGACGACUACUUUGUGGACCAGCUCGGGGAGAAGGCUGAAACUAACGUUGUGACAAAUGCAAAGAAAGAGAGGCUAUCAGUAGCUGUAGACUAUUCUGUUGACCAUGAGAGAGAAAUCGAGCCAUGGGCUCAGCUGAUCGAUAAGAAGAGACCAGCACUGUACAUGAAAGUAAAGGUCAAGGACUACAUUGCCGGGCUGUAUGAACAUUUCUCUCAGGGAACGAUGGUUAUUGAUACACUGCAGAUAUAA
Molecule: messenger RNA, 636 nt
Organism: Triticum turgidum subsp. durum (durum wheat)
Lineage: Eukaryota; Viridiplantae; Streptophyta; Magnoliopsida; Poales; Poaceae
Source: the annotation of a GenBank genome assembly